AUGGUAGACCAACCAACGAAAUCCCUUCUGGAGUACGGUAUUCCUGAUACGACUACCGGAAUCCUUUCUAGCAUCGUAAGACCACCUGUGACGGCUCAGCACUUCGAGCUCAAGCCGCAAUUCAUCCAGUUCAUCUCCAAUGAUUCAUUUGCAGGGCUAUCACAUGAUUGCCCAGUAAGUCAUAUUGAUAGCUUUUUGGAGAAAUGUGAUACCAUGAAGAUGAAUGGUGUUACAGACGAUGCUCUUAGACUUCGCCUUUUUCCUUUUUCAUUACGGGAUAGGGCGAAGGAAUGGCUGAGAGAUGAAGGUUCUGGCUCAUUUGACACAUGGGACAAAUUGGUGAAGGCUUUCCUAGUCAAGUUCUUGGGACAGGAAAAGACUGCAAAGGUUGAGAAACGAGUUAUCCACUUUCAGGCAGCACUAACAAGCAGGUUUGAUAAGUUCCAAGCUGGAACCUCUACUAGCCCACAGGAGUUGUGUCAAUUGUGUAAUGUGCAGGGUCAUAUUGCACCAGAUUGCCCGCAGAUUUCGCAGAAUACAGAGGAGAUGUCAAUCGAGCAGGCCAAUGCUUUCUACUCCUCUAACCCCAAAAGGCCCUAUGACCCCUAUUCCAACACCUAUAAUGAAGGAUGGAAACACCAUCCUAACUUUUCAUACAAUAAUACCCAAGCACAGCAAAAUCCACCUCAACCCAACAACUACAACCAACCACCACCCGGUUUCCAACAAAGACCACCCAGCACCCAACAACCAAUGCAACCACAACCUCAGAAAUCUAGCCUUGAGGUGACGAACUUUUCCGGGCCAGACAGAACAACCUCAAAAAGGCCAAAUGAAUGUUGUUACCCUGAGGAGUGGAAAGCAAUUGGAAGAUCCUCUACCAAGGAGCCAUCAAAGGAGGUCAUUGAAGAAGCAGGUGCAAGUGAGAAGGAAGUUGACAACUCUAAGGUCGAGGAUGAAUCAAAGGAAGCACCACCAAAUCCACUUGCUCCGUAUGUGCCCAAGGUUCCUUUUCCUCAAAGGUUAGCCCAAGCUAAACUUGAGAAAAAGUUCAGUAAGUUUCUUGAUAUUCUUAAAAAGCUUCAUAUUAAUAUUCCAUUUUUAGAUGCCAUAUCUGAGAUGCCUUCUUAUGCAAAAUUCUUAAAAGAUAUGCUACCUAACAAGAAAAAGUUAGAAGAUAAUACUACAGUUGCUUUGAAUGCAGAGUGCAGUGCUAUUUUGCAGAACACUCUCCCUAAGAAAUUAGGAGAUCCAGGUAGCUAUUCGAUUCCAGUGAAGCUUGGAGAUAUCGAAAUUAACAGGGCAUUGUGUGAUCUAGGUGCAAGUGUAAGCCUCAUGCCACUGUCCAUAUGCAAGAAGCUGCAAAUGCGUGAGCUCAAACCCACACGCAUAUCCCUGCAACUUGCAGACAGGUCAGUGAAGUUUCCUUUGGGUGUACUUGAGGAUGUACCUCUUCGCGUAGGUAAGUUUUUCAUACCCUGUGAUUUUGUUGUGAUGGAGAUGGAUGAAAAUGUGAAUGUUCCAAUUAUACUUGGUAGACCUUUCUUAGCUACUGCAGGUGCAAUUAUUGAUAUGAAGAAAGGUAAGAUUACUUUUGAAGUAGGUGAUGAGAAAUUGGAAUACUCACUUUUGAAUGUCAUGGGUGCUCCUUCUAUGGGAGACACUAUUUGUCAGGUUGAUGUGCUUGAUGAGCUGCAGAAUGAGCAACUUCCCUUGAAUCAGAAUGAUGAUGCUCUUGAACAAGUGCUAUUAGGGAAGGAAGAUGAUGAUGGAAAUUGGGAGUCAAGAGAGUAUGUCAGGCUGUUUGAAGAAGCAAAGGCCGAUCUGAACAUGAAUCCAAUCAGAGAGACAUUGAGUGUAAUGAGUAUUGGGGAGAGUUCUAAGCCUCCCGAGGUAGAGUUGAAACCCCUCCCCUCUAACUUAAAGUAUGCAUAUCUUGGUCCAAACAAUUCAUAUCCUGUUAUUGUUAAUGCUGAACUCAAGGACACAGAAUUGGAGCAAUUGCUCAAUGUUCUGAAAACAUAUAAAAGUGUUAUUGGGAUGCCAUUUGGACUAUGUAAUGCCCCUGCCACUUUUCAGAGAUGUAUGAUGGCAAAAUUCUCAAGACUCAUAGAAAACUCUAUGGAAGUCUUUAUGGAUGACUUCUCCGUCUAUGGAACAACCUUCGAUGUAUGCCUUGCAAAUUUGAAGAAGGUGCUCCAAAGAUGUAAAGAGGUCAAUUUAAUCUUAAACUGGGAAAAAUGCCAUUUUAUGGUACAACAAGGUAUUGUUUUAGGCCAUGUUGUAUCCAAUAAGGGUAUUGAAGUAGACAGAGCUAAAAUAGAGGUCAUAGACCGCUUACCACCACCAAACUCUGUAAAAGGAGUUCAAAGUUUCCUUGGACAUGCAGGUUUUUAUCGUCGUUUUAUCAAGGAUUUUUCGAAAAUUGCUCGACCUCUAACUGAGCUCUUGGCCAAGGAUGUACCUUUUUUUUUUUCUGAUGCUUGUCUUAAGGCUUUUAACAGGUUAAAGGAAGCCUUGAUAUCUGCUCCUGUCAUGCAAACCCCAGAUUGGAGUCUGCCGUUCGAAAUCAUGUGCGAUGCUAGUGAUUAUGCGGUAGGAGCCGUGUUGGGGCAAAGGAAGGAGAAGAAGCUUCAUGCAAUAUACUAUGCUAGCAAAACUUUGAGUUCUGCUCAAAUGAAUUAUGCCACGACAGAAAAAGAAAUGCUAGCAGUAAUAUAUGCAAUUGACAAGUUUCACUCUUAUUUGGUAGGUUCUAAGGUCAUCAUUCAUACAGAUCAUGCAGCAUUGAGAUACUUGAUGACCAAAACCCAUGCCAAGCCUAGGUUGAUUCGAUGGAUUCUUCAACUACAGGAUUAUGACAUCGAAAUCAAGGAUACCAAGGGAACGGAGAAUGUUGUUGCAGACCAUCUUUCCCGUCUUAUCCUUGACCCUGAGAAUGGAGAUGAAGUUCCUUUUGAUGAUUCUUUUCCUGCAGAGCACUUAUUAGUUUUAUUACAGACUGAAUCACCUUGGUUUGCUGACUUGGCUAAUUUCCUCUCUACAGGCCCCUCGAAGACAAUUGCAAAGAUCUUGCAAUGCGGAUUUUAUUGGCCUACUAUGUUCAAGGAUACAUAUGCCUAUGUCACGGCUUGCGAUAGAUGUCAACGGACGGGCACAAUUUCUAAGAAGAACGAGAUGCCACUUAACAACAUACUCGAGGUCGAGUUGUUUGAUGUGUGGGGGAUAGAUUUCAUGGGUCCGUUUCCCUCUUCCUAUGGCAACAAUUAUAUCUUGCUAGCCGUUGAUUAUGUCUCAAAGUGGGUGGAAGCAAUUGCUACUCCAACCAACGAUGCUCGUGUGGUAAGUAAGUUUUUCAAGAAAGUUAUUUUCCCUCGUUUUGGUUUACCACGUGUGUUGAUUAGUGACAGGGGAACACAUUUUCUGGAGCAUCGAUUUGAGGCGAUGUUGAAGAAAUAUGGAGUGCAACAUAAGCUUGGAAUUGGCUACCACCCACAGACUAGUGGCCAAGUUGAAGUGUCAAAUUGA
This is a messenger RNA of Chenopodium quinoa (quinoa), 3528 nucleotides long. RefSeq lists its product as uncharacterized. Gene Ontology annotation, biological process: DNA integration. The transcript is spliced from 5 exons. Lineage: Eukaryota; Viridiplantae; Streptophyta; Magnoliopsida; Caryophyllales; Amaranthaceae. The record is from RefSeq and is a predicted model, not a curated record. Gene Ontology annotation, molecular function: nucleic acid binding. The coding region runs from base 1 to 3528 and encodes 1175 amino acids.